Messenger RNA from Halichondria panicea, 1661 nucleotides. RefSeq lists its product as uncharacterized. Bases 114 to 1211 code for a protein of 365 amino acids. The transcript is spliced from 8 exons. The record is from RefSeq and is a predicted model, not a curated record. Lineage: Eukaryota; Metazoa; Porifera; Demospongiae; Suberitida; Halichondriidae.
ACUAUGCUGUGCAUGCUUGACCACGAUCCACCCUACCUGGAUGAAGUGGUAGCUGCUGCAUCAGUUGAUAUUCUGCUGGUGUGCGGGACUAAUGUAGAGUGCAUUUUGACUCUAUGGAAACUGGGAAUACUGACAUCGGCCUCGAAACAAUGAACAUGAUUUCUACAAUCGAUGAAGAUGAAAAACUUCAGACAUCUAACUUCCCUCCUCUCAUCUAUGGUCCUGACAGCCUCUAUGUUACGGUGGGGGAAGAGGCUGUACUGGUGUUCAAUGUGACUGAUGACAAGGGCAGUAUCAACCUGAUAUUGGUGGAUGGACUGCCAGCUGGGGCCACUCUACUGCCUACUCCUAAGGGCGACUAUACCAUAGAGUAUACUUUCAGGUUGGAACUUGAUAAAAUUGCCGAUAUUUCUCUAGUGUUUUUGGCCACUGAUGAUCUGGAUGCUGGGUCAACUCUGGAAGUGCAGAUUGUGAUCUGUGUUUGUGAGAAUAAUGGCAACUGUACACUGGAGGGAGUGGUGGACCAGAGUACCAGUACUGUCGUCUCCAACUGUGUAUGCCCUCAAGAGGGCUUGCUCACUAUUGCACCACCAGUGACUGUACCCGAGGAAGCGACAGGUAAUGUCAUCAUCGUGGAGAUCAACGGAUUCAACCUUUACACGUUCACUGUUGAGGUACAGAUGCAAUUCAGUGCAGCCACAGCUGAUGCUAUCAAUGUCUACUGUGAGGACAAUGACUGUCUAGUGUCGUACCCUGAGGCAAGAACAAGGAGGAACACACUCACGGCUGACAACCUCUACAUUGCUGAGAUUGCUAGUUCUGGAGAGUCUGGUAUCAGCUUUAGCAUGUACGCUCGUUUGGAUGGUGGCUUCCUCAGCGGUAGAACAUUAGCAACGACUGUACUGGAUUAUCAUGAUGAGUACGCAGCACUUGGUUUUGAAGUGACUGAUGUGCGGACGAUUGGCACUGAACCAACGUACCCUCCCAUUAUUCUGACGAUCAAUCAGAUUAUUGGUAUCGGAGUGGGGGGUGGUCUGGGACUGAUCCUGAUACUGGUUCUGAUUAUUACCAUUACAUGUUGCUGUGUCAAGGGUCGAUCAAGAGAACCCAAGAGUAGGGCCAGGGGAAGGGGUCUAGAGUACAUGAAUUCUGGCACUGGUUUUGACCUAAAGCCUAUACCCCACACUGUAAAAAAUGAUGUGUGGUUUUGACGCAAGUGCGUGACUAUUGUGGCAACUAUCAGGAAAAAACGCAAGAAAAACGCACGUUUUCCACAAUAGCCACGCACUCUGCGUCAAAACCACACAUCAUUUUUUACAGUGCACGAUGGACUGGAGGAACAGGCUGUGCUAGAGUCAGCUGAGGAGAAUAAAGUGGAUCUCAGCUAGACAAUUAAUUAACAGUAUCUGUUGGCAAUGUUUUAGAGUAUGUAGUUUGUUAGAUACAUGAGUGGUAUAAUUUAUAAGUCUUACAUAAUUAUAUUAAUUAUUAUAGCUUUGUUUUUAUCUCUCUUGACUAAUUCUCUAAUCUCUCUUGACUAAUUAACCUCCCAGCUAUAGGUUCAGGUGCAUAAUACUAUCUAUAUGCUUGCAGCCUCAGCUUCAUGCAGACUCUGAAUAAAAUCUAGAUGUUCCUUGCUGACUAUACUACACUGUAAAAAA